AUGGCUUCAAAACAGAUAAAUCGCAUCCAACUUCUAAUGAUUCUGAUCCUCACCGCCCUGCAUCCAUCUGACACAAACAGCUGCGGCAGACGCCCGCUUAUGUCAGAAUAUGGCAGCUCGCGGAUUGUUGGAGGAGUUGAUGCGCAGCCUGGUGCUUGGCCAUGGCUGGUCAGCAUCCAAGUGCCUUCCGGGGCCGGACAUCGCCACUCCUGCGGAGGCACUUUAAUCGAUGAGCAGUGGGUCCUAACAGCGGCUCACUGCUUCAAGACCAUGAAGAGGCUCAUUUCCAAAUGGCAAAUUAUACUCGGAGGAUUCCAACUGUCGGAUCCAUCGCGAAGUGACGUCCAGAUCAGAUCCAUCGACUCGUACGUUCAGCACGAGCAUUACAAUCCCCGGACUGAGCGGAACGACGUGGCGCUGAUCAAACUCAACCAGACCGUGAGAUUCACCGACUUCGUGCAGCCGGCCUGCCUGCCGAGCGCCACCACGGACAUCCACGCCAUGGAUCAUUGCUUCAUCAGCGGCUGGGGUCAUUUAAUCUUUGAUGUCUCGGCAGCCAUCCAAACGGCCGACAUCCUCCAAGAGGCCAAAGUAAACCAGAUUCCUCUGGAGAGGUGCAACGGCUCCGCGUGGUAUAACGGGGAAGUCCACGACUACAAUCUCUGUGCCGGCUACGAGGAGGGAGGCAUCGAUAGCUGCCAGGGAGACAGCGGAGGGCCAUUUAUGUGCAGGGACCCGGACAGCUCCACGUAUAACGUCAUCGGAGUGACAAGCUGGGGUGAGGGAUGCGGCAAAUCAAAAAAGCCAGGAGUGUAUUCCAACACUCAAUACUUCCGCGAGUGGAUCCUCAAAACAAUGGGAACCCCAUCUCCUGCGCUGAAUGAAGCCGCUGUCACCCCAAGCUUGAGUGGUACAAGCAAACCUACAAGACCACCGUUCCGGCUGUCAUCUCUAUAUCCUCCACUGCGGCCAAAACCAACACGGCCAGCGACCACGCGACCUCCACCUCAGACAACAACCGUGCGACCCGCACGCCGAACACCACCCGUGCGACCGGCACGGCGGACACAGCCUGCGCAACAGGCGGCAUGGACAAUGCCCGCGCAGCAUUCUAUGGGCAUUCACACGUUUCUGAGGGUAGAAGGUGUUGAGUACACGCAGAGUAAAGAGGCUGAACGCGGGCAUUUAAAGUCCGCUAAUUACACAAAUGGCUUCGGGGGCCAUUUCACUGUUGAUCACUGGAGCCACGCAGACGUCUAUGCAGCCUGA
Messenger RNA from Spea bombifrons (plains spadefoot toad), 1269 nucleotides. RefSeq names its product acrosin-like. Bases 1 to 1269 code for a protein of 422 amino acids. Lineage: Eukaryota; Metazoa; Chordata; Amphibia; Anura; Pelobatidae. Gene Ontology annotation, molecular function: serine-type endopeptidase activity. The record is from RefSeq and is a predicted model, not a curated record. The transcript has 7 exons. Gene Ontology annotation, biological process: proteolysis; acrosome reaction.